AAAACUUUAUCAACAUUCACGAUCUACCAUUAGUUCAUGGCCAAAGAUAUUAUGUAUGCAUAUAUUCAAAUGCCACAAAGAAGGUAUAUGAAUAUGUAGAAGUGUUACUACCAGAGAUAUCAGUGUGUUCUGAUGGCAUCACCGUUGACCAAAGCCCACCUUUACAAGGCAAUGUAUGGAUUGGAUGGAGAGAACAACAUUACCAAUCAGCUAUAUCUGAACUUGUUGUUAACUGGCAGUCAUUUGUUGACGUAGAAGAGGAAGGCCGUACCACUCAUCAUUCAGGAAUUCGAAAAUACGAAUGCGCUAUUGCAACCGAUUUUGUGGGCCUCACCACUAUAUCUGUAUCACCCGGAGUCACCAUAGAUACAACGCCACCACAGAAGACAGAUGUGAAAAUCAACAUUGGCGGGUCUUUCCAUGUUUCAACUUCAUCUGUCAGUGCUAGUUGGCGAGGACUGUUUGUUGAUUUAGAAAGUGGUAUUUCUAUAUAUGAAUGGGCAGUUGGGUCACUCCCAGGUUUUGCAGAUAUUAUGCCGUUUACUGUUAUUAACUCCGAAGAAGGAACAUCGGAUGAAAACAUUGACCUUGAAUUAAAAGAAGGCCAUGCGUAUUAUGUUUCAGUUAAGGCAUACAAUGGAGCUGGAAUGUCAACCAUGGCAACAUCAUGGGCCACUAUUGUUGAUGCGUCACCCCCAAUUGCUGGUUAUGUUUAUGAUGGAACUGUUUCUGCUGAUCAAAUUGACCUUGAUGUUCAGACGGAUCUGAGCAGCUUAACGGCAAGGUGGACUGGUUUUAGUGAUCCACAUACUGGUAUUGCUACAUAUACAUGGGCAAUUGGUACAUGCAAAGUUUGUGAUGAUACAAGGGGAGAACAGUAUGUUGGUGUAGUAACUGAGAUGACAGCAGAUAACCUAAAUUUGAAACCUGGUUUCACGUAUUAUACGACCGUUAUAGCUUGCAAUGCUGCCAAGUUAUGUACAACAGUGACGUCAGACGGUGUCCUGAUAGAUAACUCUCCCCCAGUCCGAGGCGCAGUGCAUGACGGGAUUAGUGGUCCUGACAUUGCAUAUCAAACAUCAAGAUCAACAAUGGCUGCACACUGGUACGGAUUCCAUGACCCACAGUCACAGAUAUCCCAUUACGAAUGGAGAGCAGGAACCACCGUUGGAGGAGAGGAAAUUGUACCACCAACGACGCUGCAUUUAACAGAGAAAGUGUUUAUUUCCCACAUGUCAAAAGAUUUGCCCCUAAACACUAUGAUAUAUGUAACGGUGAGGGCGUACAACAAAGCAGGACUCUUUGUGGAAGCAUCUUCAAACGGUUUUGCAGUUGAUGAAACUCCUCCAAAUAUAACAACGCCUGCAGCCUUCGACGCAAGUCAGGGAUCGUUCAUGGACAACACUCAGACAUGGCGAUCCUUGAUAAAAGUUACAUGGGAUGUCAGUGACCAAGAAAGCCAUAUUGAUACACAGAGUGUCUCCAUUUUCACACAUCAACAGUCCGAGUUAGAUAUUGAUCCAGUAAAG
Messenger RNA from Saccoglossus kowalevskii, 1529 nucleotides. RefSeq lists its product as uncharacterized. NCBI's taxonomy places the organism in Eukaryota, Metazoa, Hemichordata, Enteropneusta, Harrimaniidae. The record is from RefSeq and is a predicted model, not a curated record. Gene Ontology annotation, molecular function: protein binding.